Messenger RNA from Trifolium pratense (red clover), 2019 nucleotides. Its product is annotated as salicylic acid-binding protein 2-like. Lineage: Eukaryota; Viridiplantae; Streptophyta; Magnoliopsida; Fabales; Fabaceae. The record is from RefSeq and is a predicted model, not a curated record. Gene Ontology annotation, molecular function: methyl indole-3-acetate esterase activity; methyl salicylate esterase activity; methyl jasmonate esterase activity. The coding region runs from base 1075 to 1863 and encodes 262 amino acids. The transcript is spliced from 3 exons. Gene Ontology annotation, biological process: jasmonic acid metabolic process; salicylic acid metabolic process.
GUUCUUAACAACAUUAUUUAGUACCAAAUUUAUGAGAUUUAUACAAUUUGAUGUGAUUCAUGAAUUUCAACUAACAAGUAAUAAAGUGUGGGAUUUUUUUUUUGUUACAUGAGAGAAGUAUAAAAUGUGGGAUAAAAAGUGUAUGAAUUAGGUGUUAGAUCUUGAAUUAGGUGUUAUAGCCAAGAAAAUAAACCAAUCUCUAAUUUUCUGCUUUCAUUAUCUACGGUACAAAUAUAGUAGUGGGGAAGCAAGAAUGCAGCAUCAAAAAUAACGGACACAUAAACCAUCACGAGCACGGAAAGUUUUAUAGAUAAGAAACAUUUUGUUGUUGCACAUGCUACUUUCACCGUUGUUGCCACUGCGCACUCAACAAGACACACUGCCUGACCACCUUUGUGAGGGUAAUCAUCACCUUACAAGCUGAUUUUGUAAGGUUGAGUUAGGCCCAAUACUUAAUUCUAAGAUGGUAUCAGAGUCUCAUCCACAAUCCGUUAGGCCGUCUGUUAUCAAGUUCUGAUCGAGCCAUCCACCAUUUAUAUCCGCGCCCCAAGCCCAACAGUGUUGGGCGCGAGGGGGUGUGCUAAAAAGUAUCACAUUGGUUGCCCACACUUAUAAAUACAUAUUCAGGUCAUCCCACAACCGAUUUGGAACUUCUUAAGAAUAAAAACACCAUCGGCUCUGAUACCACGGUUGGUUCACGAGGGGACAGCCAGGGGAUCAUUCACAUUGGGCUCAGAACAAUCCUACAAAUGAGUUGGGCACCACAUCUUAACCCAAAACCUUAAGGUGUUAGGUUUAUGAAUCAUCUCACUAAUAAAGUGUUCAACCUCCACUUUUCUAAGCAAUGUAAAACUUAAUUCACUUCACACUUCCCACAACACCUCGUCCCUAACUGCCCAAAAGACUUUAACUCAAAUUUGACACACCAACGCAAAUAGUCUACAAUUAGCCAAGAUCAACCGAUCUUUUUUGACUUUCCUUGCUUUUAUAAAUGUCUAUAUAUAGAGAGUAAUGAUGGAGAAGCAAUAUUAAGAAACAAUACAGCAACUAACCACCACAACAACAACAAACAUUAUGAGUACUGAAAAACUAAUAGAUAGGAAACAUUAUGUUCUUGUACAUGGUGUAUGCCAUGGUGCUUGGUGUUGGUACAAGGUCAAGCCGCGGUUAGAAUCUGCUGGUCACCUUGUCACAGUACUUGAUCUUGCAGCUUCUGGAACUAACUUGAAGAAAAUUGAAGAUGUUAAUACAAUUUCAGAAUACUCUGAACCUUUGUUGCAGCUAAUGGCCACAAUUCCACCAAAUGAAAAGGUGAUUCUUGUUGGUCAUAGCCUUGGAGGACUUAACAUAGCUCUUGCAAUGGAACAGUUUCCAGAAAAGGUAGCAGUUGGUGUUUUCUUAACAGCUGUUGCUCCUGAUAUUGAUCACAAUGCAUCUCAUGUAUUGGAAAAGUUUAUUGAGAGUAUCCCCGCGGCUGAAUGGUUGGACACUGAAAAUUUCCAGAGUGGAAGCAAAAAAUCUUUGUUGUUUGGUCCCAAAUUCUUGUCCAAUAAGCUCUAUCAACAAUCCUCCACUGAGGAUCUUGAAUUGGCCAAGACUUUAUUGAGGCCAGGGUCCCUCUUUAUUGAAGACUUGAUUCAGCAAAAGAACUUAUUCUCCAAACAGGGUUAUGGCUCAGUUCCACGUGCUUUUGUUGUUUGCAAAGAUGACCUUGGAAUUCCAUUGAAAUUUCAACACUGGAUGAUCCAAAAUGCUGGAAUUAAUGAUGUACUUGAGAUCAAAGGCGCAGAUCAUAUGGCUAUGCUUUGCAAGCCACAACAACUAUAUGAUUCUCUCAAUCAGAUAUCUACUAAAUACACAUGAAGUCAUGAAGUGGUUUUAGGUUUAUGUGUUUGAAUUAUAGGAAUAGAAUAAUGCUGAGUUUACUUUCUCUAAUACAAAAUUUGUAUGAGAUCUACACAAUUUUGUGUGACUCAAAUAAAUUUUAACUAGUAAUAAUGUGUUAAAAAGUUUGGAAAA